UCCGAAGCAAAUCGCGUUUUCCUAUUUCGCAUGAUUGACAUUUCCGCGAAGGUCAAGCAACCUAAGCAGGUUGCUUGUGUGCGGGGGUUGCAAUGGUCGGGAGUGCUGUGCAAGCGGCAUAGUCAUGACCAAAAUGCAAGUCUACACGUUGGACAGCGAAAAGCCAAGCAUGCUACAUGGGCUUUGAAGAGACGAGCGAUGAUGAGGAAACAGAUCUACCGCAUCAAUCAUGCUGUAUGGGUUCUCAUGAGAACCGCGACGACCAAACAAGAUUUUCCAACAUAGGAUUGAUCGGCGAGGUAUCGCACGACGGUGCAGAGCAUGUCACCGACGAGGUCUUCAAUGCAUCAUCGCAUCUAUUUGGCGGAUUGCUGUCUGUUUUGGGUUCGACCGUGCUCAUCACGGGCGCUGCCGCGCAAUCAAAUGUUUGGGGAGUCAUAUCGUUCUCGUUGUAUGGUGCUUCGCUGGUUUUCCUCUUCUUUGCGAGCUUUGCGCACCAUGGGAUCAAGGGCUCCAAGCGUCUGAUGGAUGUUUUGCGGACUUUGGACUAUGUUGCCAUCUACUUUCUGAUUCCUGGGACCAUGAUGCCGGUUUGCUUUGUAUGCCUCCAUGAUUCGUGGCUGGGCUGGGUCUUCUUUGGCACCAGCACCGGACUGGCGCUAGUUGGUGUAUGCUUCCAGACCAUGUGCCCUUUGGAGUUUCCAAUGUGGGCCAGCAUGACUAUGUAUGUCACAUUGGGCUGGUUUGGAGCGUUCUUGGCGUUCCCAGCUUACCACUGCAUCCAAUUCGGAGGUGCAAUGCUGCUGCUUCUCGGGGGCAUUGCAUACUCGGUGGGCGGUAUUAUCUUCACGCUGCAACGCCCCAACCCUAUUCCAGGCAAAUUCGGGUUUCACGAGAUUUGGCACGUUUUCGUCUUGGCCGGAGCUGCGUUCCACUACUGCACCAUGUUCUUCUAUGUUUACCCGUUCAUGGGAGAAGGUGUCCCCUCUCAAAGUUAGAGGAUGUGGGCUCGAAUGGU
This is a messenger RNA of Effrenium voratum, 1018 nucleotides long. The record is from the annotation of a GenBank genome assembly. Lineage: Eukaryota; Dinophyceae; Suessiales; Symbiodiniaceae.